UUGAGCUUUCGAAGCAGUGCUCUCAAUGUGUUGAUCCCAACGUUCUUGUUUCCUCUUGGCGUGAAUCUGUUCUACUCCGAUUAAAGGGCAUUUGGUACUUUCAGGAAAUGAGUUCAUUUUAAUUAUUCAAGCUCGAUCGUCUGCAGAAUGGAAAUUUUCUGCUAGGCCGUUUCGGAAAGGUUUAGAAAUCAAAGAAAGAACCUCAGUGGUAUGCCAGAUAAUGAUAAUCUCUGCUGUCUCAAUUGUGAGAAGAAAGACCAUAUGUAAGCUGGAUCAACCAACAUUUGCAAUUGAAGGAAAAAUGCACUCUAGCUAUGCAUCUCCCAUGAAAAUAAUAUUAGAAGAAACCUCAUAUUUGUAAUGGGAGCAAGAUGCCUUUUAACUUUGAGAACGGGAAAAGGAAUUGAAAUUUCUGUUAGCCUUCAUCAAUAAGGAUGAAAGGAGGAAUUCUGUACAGAUUGAGGGGGAAACUACUUUUUCUUAUACUUACUCUUCUCAUUUGCAUAACUGUUCUUCUCUUGGCAUGGGAAAAGACUCCACUUGUUACUUCACUGCUAUCAGUGCAAGAUCAGUUUGUGACAUCUUACUCAGAGAUUUUAGUCGAUUCUAGUAGAAAUCCAGACCAAGUAAUACGCCCAAAGGAGCAUGGUGGGGAAGAUUUUUCAGAUGCAGUUGAAACAAGAGAAACUACGAAUGAACAAAUACAAGAUCUUUCUGUGCAACCAAUGGGUUCUGCAACCAAAAAUUCUACUAAAAGCAUAGAAAAUAUCAGUGAUUUGACAGCUUCUGCAGAGAAGAAAGUUUGUAACUAUGCCAAGGGUAAAUGGGUUGAGGACAGCAGGUGGCCAUUGUAUUCCGGGUUUGGAUGCAAGCAGUGGUUGUCAGGAAUGUGGGCUUGUAGGCUGACCCAACGUACAGAUUUUUCCUAUGAAGGGUUUCGAUGGCAGCCACAAAAUUGUGAGAUGCCAGACUUUGAAGCAUCGGCUUUCUUAAGGAGGAUGAAGGAUAAGACUCUUGCUUUUGUGGGGGAUUCCUUGGGAAGGCAGCAGUUCCAAUCUCUUAUGUGUAUGGCCAGUGGUGGUAAAGAGAGCCCUAAUGUCCAAGAUGUUGGAAGGGAAUAUGGUCUUGUCAAAGCUCGUGGUGCUAUUCGCCCUGAUGGUUGGGCUUACCGGUUCCCAACAACCAAUACCACCAUCCUUUAUUACUGGUCUGCAAGCCUAUGUGACUUGGAGCCCCUGAACGUCACGGAUCCAGCCACCUACUUUGCCAUGCAUCUUGACAGACCAGCAGCUUUCUUGCGCCAAUACCUUAGCAGGUUUGAUGUGUUAAUUCUUAAUACAGGACACCACUGGAACAGAGGUAAGCUCAGAGCGAAUCGGUGGGUGAUGUAUGUAAACGGCAUGCCCAACAAAGAUAAGAAACGUGCUGAGAUUGGAAAUGCCAAGAAUUUUGCAGUGUAUAGCGUCAUCAAGUGGCUGAAUUCACAGCUCCCUCAGCAUCCACGGCUCAAAGCUUUCUUCAGGACCAUUUCACCUAGGCAUUUCUUAAAUGGAGAUUGGAAUAGUGGGGGUAGCUGUGAUAACACCACUCCAUUGUCUAGAGGGGCUGAAGUUUCAAAAGAUGAGUCUAGUGAUCCUGUUGUCGAGAGUGCUGUGAAGGGUACAGGGGUCAAGAUACUGGAUAUAACCGCUCUGUCUGAGUUGAGAGAUGAGGGUCACAUGUCCAGAUAUAGUAUCAAAGCCACAGAAGGUGUUAAUGAUUGCUUACAUUGGUGUUUACCUGGCAUUCCUGACACAUGGAACGAACUCCUUUUUGCACAACUGUAGUCCAUGAUGUGUUAUGGGCUCCAAAACUAAUUUAGCCCAGCGUCUCUUCUUUAUCUGCAAGCAAGACGUAUUGAAGCAAGUCAAAAGACCCAUUCAGCCAUUCUUUUCAUUUGAUUCUGUGGAAGGAAUAGACUCUCACGACUUGAACAGUAGAAACACACAGAUCUAAUAAUAAUGUGUUCCACAUCUUACAUUUCCCGCAGAGCAAUCUUGGAACAUCUGUUGGACGUCAUACAGGUGUUUAUGAUACUGCAGAAUGAAGUUAAAAUGUAAAGGAGAAAUGUAGAGUCUUGUUGGAGAAUCAAAGGUUAGUGCCAUCUACCUGCUGUUUUUUUUUGUAGCAUAUCGACAUCAUAGUUUGAGUCUGCACAUAUGCUUAAUCUUGUUCUCUACAAGAACUCCCAUACCCUGUCCAUCUUCUAUAGUAAAUAUUUCUAAGAAGCAUUUUAUUUUCUAGUUAUGAGCUGGUUUUAGUGUGGUUUUGUCAUGUCUGAAAUUGUUAAUGACCACCCAGGUUUCCGAGAUUUUCUUUUGUUACCAUGUAUCAAAUCAGGAAAGAUGAUAAUUUUAUCCCAAGUGAAACUG
Molecule: messenger RNA, 2411 nt
Organism: Telopea speciosissima
Lineage: Eukaryota; Viridiplantae; Streptophyta; Magnoliopsida; Proteales; Proteaceae
Product: protein trichome birefringence-like 14
Exons: 5
Coding region: 435-1826 (463 amino acids)
Biological process (GO): xyloglucan metabolic process; xylan biosynthetic process; plant-type secondary cell wall biogenesis
Cellular component (GO): Golgi apparatus
Molecular function (GO): acetyltransferase activity
Source: RefSeq, a predicted model, not a curated record